Molecule: messenger RNA, 1305 nt
Organism: Durusdinium trenchii
Lineage: Eukaryota; Dinophyceae; Suessiales; Symbiodiniaceae
Source: the annotation of a GenBank genome assembly
AUGGGAAGUGAGGAGUUGGUGCAGCAAGAUGCGCCGCGUGUCCGGGGUCGAUUGCAGGUCCUGGUGCUGCAUGGGAGGCAGUCCAAUGCGAACCUGGCUAACUUCCAGAUCAGUGGCUUGAAGACGGCCUUUGGGAAGGACACGGACUUUGAGUUCCUAGAGGGCGACGUGACCUGGGCCUAUCGGCCUGGAGUAGACCUGCACGAUGCUGACCCCAUGUCGGUGAACUUGUCCAAGGGCAAAGACUUCAAGGUGUGGUUUAAUCACACCACCGAUGAUCCACGUGAGCGUCCUGAUCUCUACAAGCAGCAAGACCCAGGUGUUUGCGUGUCCUACGAGGGUGUUGAAGGCGCGGUGGAUGCCUUGCUUCAGAGGGUGACUCAAGAGCCUGUGGACGCGGUGGUGGGCCUCUUUGAGGGUUGCAUUGUGGUGCACUUGGCCGCCGCGCGGCUGCUCCUCGACGGGGCAACGUUGCCCUGGCCCGUGAGUGUCUUCUUCGGGGAUCUGCCAAUUCGUGAUGCGCGCUGGGCCUCCGCCUUUGACAACGCCAAGGCCAAGCAUGCCAGCAUCCAUGUCUUUGGCCGCAAUGACGAGUACUACCACUAUGGCCGUAGGGCUGCUGGCAUGAUGGCGCCGGAGGAUUACUACGAGGCACCACUGGUCUUGGAGCACGUCGAGGGCCAUCGCCUGCCCCAACUGCAGCCAGAAGCAGGAGCCCUCUACACGCGGGUGGCGCGUGAGGUGCGCAACUGCUGUGGCCGGCUGGUGCAAGAUGGCACCUCGGAUCUACACCGCUGGCUGCGGACCUCCCGGCCGCUGAAGCCCUUGUCGCCGCCCCUGCUGGAGAUGGAGUUGAUGGUACCCCGGAAGCUGCGGGUUUUGGCACUCACUGGAGGCCACAGCUGCACGGAGGUUCUCCGCUUCCAGUGCGCCAACUUGCAGCAGGCCUUGGGGCGAGACGCCUGCGAGUGGACCUAUAUUGAGGGCACUGAGGAUUGGAACUGGUUUGAAGGGGAGCCCAUUGUGAGCGACAUGGAGAAGACCUUGGCCAAAGGUGAGUGUCAGCGGGAGAUGAAAUGUUUGGAGAUCUCCUGGAACUCAACUUUCCGGCUGGCGAAGAUGCUUCGGUUGGACUGCUGGCAAUGUGUCACCAAUGGCCACGGCUGUACCUGGCUUGUUUGCAACGGAGGAGCACAGCUCAAGAAUUGGUACAUGGACUCGAUCACCGAGGCCACACCUACGGAGAAGCCCAAUCGCGAGAAGCAGUUCGACCCCGCUUCCCGUAGCGUACCACAAGAUUCCUGA